Molecule: messenger RNA, 1104 nt
Organism: Lucilia cuprina (Australian sheep blowfly)
Lineage: Eukaryota; Metazoa; Arthropoda; Insecta; Diptera; Calliphoridae
Gene: Ing5
Product: inhibitor of growth protein 5
Exons: 5
Coding region: 120-962 (280 amino acids)
Biological process (GO): regulation of DNA-templated transcription
Cellular component (GO): nucleus
Source: RefSeq, a predicted model, not a curated record
AGUCAGCUUGGGUUUUUGUUGCAUUCUACAUUUUUUUUUCAACAGUUUGCAAAUAGUAAUUUAUAUUAUAAGAAAAUUUUAUAAAUAUUAAUAAUUAUAACAUAGAAUAAUACGAAAAAAUGUCAUCUGCAAUAUAUUUGGAAAAUUACCUAGAUGGAUUAGAGUCCUUACCCACUGAGUUAGAAAGGAAUUUUAAACUUAUGCGCAAAUUGGACGACAGAGCACAAACUGCCAUGAAAAGUAUUGAUAGUCAUGCUAAGGAGUUUAUGCGUAAAUUAGCCGAUAAUAGUAUUACCAUGACAGAUGAGGAGAGACGAGAACGUUUAACCGAUAUACAACAGUUGUUUGGCAAAGCCAAGGAAUACAGUGAUGAUAAGGUACAAUUAGCCAUACAAACUUAUGAACUGGUGGACAAACAAAUUAGACGCUUAGAUAAUGAUCUAGCCCGUUUCGAGGGUGAAAUACAGGAGAAGGCGUCGUCGACUAGAGGUAAAUCAGAGGAAGCACAAGUUAAAAAGGGACGUAAGAAAACGAAGGAUUCUGGCAAGGCUACGGGUAAAAAGAAACGUAACACAUCCUCAGAUGAUGAGGCCAAUAAUAGUGCUGUAGCUGCGGCAACCGCUGCUGGCGGUCAAGGUGGUAAAAAGAAAAAGCAGAAGGUAAAUCAAGAAAAAGAAACUCGCAAGGGGGGUCAAAAGCAGAAAAAUGUCGAUUUAGACGAUUCGGAAAAAGAAUCAUGUCUUACUUCAGCCACACAUCCCAGUGAUGUCUUAGAUAUGCCAGUCGAUCCUAAUGAACCUACUUACUGUUUAUGUCAUCAAGUUUCAUAUGGUGAAAUGAUAGGAUGUGAUAAUCCUGAUUGUCCCAUAGAAUGGUUUCAUUUUGCUUGUGUUGGCCUUACUACCAAACCCAAAGGCAAAUGGUUUUGCCCAAAAUGUACACAAGAUCGAAAGAAGAAGUAACUUGUGUAACUUGUUUAUGUUUUAUAUUUAUUUUAUAGUUGAAUAUAUAUAUUUUUUCUAUAGCAUGUAAGUUUAAUUAUAAAUACUGUUUUUCUAAAAAUAUACUUUAGUUAUAUAGCAAGAAAGAAACGAAUUUUUAUUA